Molecule: messenger RNA, 718 nt
Organism: Penaeus monodon (black tiger shrimp)
Lineage: Eukaryota; Metazoa; Arthropoda; Malacostraca; Decapoda; Penaeidae
Product: histidine-rich protein PFHRP-II-like
Source: RefSeq, a predicted model, not a curated record
UACAGAGGAAAGGACUCCAGGUAACACAGUUCAGGUGUCAACUGCGAGGGACAAACAUCAUGAAGACUCUGGUUGUGUUGGCAGUGCUGGGCGUGUGCUCCGCCUCCCUCCAGCAGGCCUACAACCACGGCUACAACUACGUCCAGCCUCGCUACGUCGGACCCUUGGCAUCCACCGUCCCCGCCGGCGUCGACGGAACCAUCACUCCCGUGUCCGAUACCUACGAAGUGGCCGCCGCUCGUGGCGCCUUCUUCAGGGCCUACCAGGAUCAGCUGGCGACUGUCAACGCCCUUCGCUACGGCACUCCCGCCACCCACCACGCCGUGCACCACAGUGCGCCGGCUGUGCAACAGAAUGUAGCAUCUGUGCACCACAGUGCACCAGCUGUGCACCAGAAUGUAGCAUCUGUGCACCACAGUGCACCAGCUGUGCACCAGAAUGUAGCAUCUGUGCACCACAGUGCAUCAGCUGUGCACCAGAAUGUAGCAUCUGUGCACCAGAAUGUAGCAGCUGUGCACCACGGCGUGCCAGCUGGCCACUACUCCGCGGGCCUCGGCCAGGUCCGCGACACCCCUGAAGUGUCGGCCGCAAAGGCUGAGUUCUUCCGCCUCUACAACGCCGGACCACCACGCUCAUCACGACUACUGAACUGUCAGAUAAUUGAAACCUAUGCAAAGAUUUUAAACAUUUUGAUCAUCAAUUAAAGGCUAAGAAGUGA